Molecule: messenger RNA, 6677 nt
Organism: Episyrphus balteatus (marmalade hoverfly)
Lineage: Eukaryota; Metazoa; Arthropoda; Insecta; Diptera; Syrphidae
Exons: 5
Coding region: 527-6505 (1992 amino acids)
Molecular function (GO): protein binding
Source: RefSeq, a predicted model, not a curated record
GCAAUUUGUAAAGAAUAAUAAGAAAAAAGAAAAACAUAAAACUUCAUCCAUAUUUUUCACACACAUAUGCGAGGCAUAUAAAAAAUAAAAAAAACAAAAACUGCAUCCGCGAUCAAUAAAAUCUGUGAAGAAGCAGAUUUUUUUCGAGCGAUCGCCUGUAGCAACGAAAUUUAUGCAAAUAAAUACUCCAUAGAGCAAAUACUGUGUUGUUUUCAAAGCAAAAAGCAAAAAAAAAAUGACAAAAAAAUCAAACAAAGACUUGAGAUAAGCCAAUACUAUAACAACAACAACAGUCACUUGGCAAUGCAUACCUCCUCAAGCAUUCUAUGGAUAACAAUUUAUUAUGCAAUAAACCGAAUUCAAGGUAUUUGUUAAAGCGUGGCUUGCCACGCUAAAAAACACCACUUGGGACACAGUGCAAACUCAACAUUGAUAGCAAUAAAUCAAAUAUUCCAUUUUGGGGCAAGUGAAAUUAUGUGCAUUAAAAUUUAGUAAGAAAAAGCAAUACAAAUUCCAUAAACACAAAAUGAAUUGCGAUGACACUGGCAUUCAAAAUCGUCCAACAGCCGUGUUAGACGGCGAUAGGCAAUCAUCGAGUGAUGGCAAUGAAUUGAACGAUGAAAUCGUAUACACGCCUCGACUAUCCACAGAUGAAUCGGCUGGUUCCGCCUUUGAAAUAGUCGAUGCUAGUGGCAGUAAUUGUAGCGAUAGGCCCAGAACUAAACCACCUCCAUUGGAUAUUGCCCAUCGUCAGGGAAGUGGAUCAUCGACAAAAACCUGUGAAGCUGAUUGUGGUGAAGAGAGAGAUACCUUUUCGCCAAUAAGCACAAACAGUAGUCCAAGUGAACACCCAAGACUACCUAACGAAGCGGAAAUCCACAAGUGCAGUGGAAGCAUUGAUGUAGACAAUAAAUUAUUUGAAAGCAAAAUCAAACAUCCAGCAGCUUCUGCCAUCUCAACCACCAAGGAGGAAAAGCAGCGGCAGAACGAGGAGAUUGUCAUAAUGGAAACAUCAUCGGUAUCCUCGGAGACUGGUUCUUGGGAAUCGAUAUUUCCCAAUCAUGGCAAGAUAACCGAAGCCGAUGUUCGCAAAUGUUGCAAUGAUUUUCUGCAAAAUGAGAGGCAAAACUAUUGUGGGGGAAUCGAAAAGCCCGGAAAUGUUACUGCGUGCUUCAUAGAUGCCUCUUCGUUGCGUGAUGAAGAGGAAGAGCAGUUGGCAUUCACAAGCCAAGAAACUGCUACACUACCCAUCAAUACGGUUGCCGCACCGCUGGAAACCUUUCAACAGGCUUUCAAAUUCUGUAAGACCAAUCGACCAAAGUUGGACGAGAAGAAGGAAGAAAACUCAAAAAGCAGUAGUUCCAGCGAUGAAUCUCCUCAGAAAGUCGAUGAUCAAAUAAAUAAUCUAUCCGACGAAGAGAAGCUAUCCAGAAAGCGUGACAAAACCAAGCACAAUGAUCCUUUCGGAGCCAGAUCUUCCACUCGCCUAUUCGAGCCUUGUACAGAUGAUAAAGGUGAGGAACGUGAUUCAUCAUCCUCUUCUUCGGACAGCAAUGAAGCAGUAAUCAUGCGAAAGGCUAAGGAAAGAAAACAAGGUCAGUUUGUGUUCCAGCACAAUAUUCAGCAAUUUUCUGGGCACAUGAUAAGUCCAAAAAUACCCUUUACCAAUGACAUAAGUUACACAACUGACUAUUCUUCGUCAAGUCCAGCGGCCAGUCUUGUUUGGUCAUCUGACAUGGAGCGCAAUCAAAAGUCAUCUUGUAUGCUUCCCGACACCCCACAUAACUCAAUUGUGCAAGUACAUACACGAGUUGAUUAUCGGGACUCUGGAGCAUAUUGUAGUGAUGCCACCGACAGCCCAAUUCCAGCACCAAGAACUCCAAAACGAUUUUCCAAGUUUGACGAGGCAAAUCCAAUUGUAUCAGGAGGGGCAUCUAUCAAAGACUUUAGUGUUAAGCAAUGCGAAAGUCCACCCGUUCGUAGAAAAACUGAAUCAUGUCCCAUAGUUUCUGGUGGUUUUAUGUCUCUUGAUUUCGAACGUGCCAACAAUGAUGACGAAGAGUUUAAGAUCAAGCCGAAAAUGAGGAAAUCUCAAGCUCCAGGUGUUUCAUCUUGGGUAGUUGACAUGAGUGAUUGUAAAAAUAGAAAGGACUCCAGUUCCUCAUCCAGUGGCGAUACAAUGUCAAAGAGUGGCUUUUUUGUUUCUCUAGAGAAUUAUUCAAGCAACGGGGAGAACCCCAUUCCUGCAGAAAGAAAAAAGUCCUUUUCCGACAGUACAAAAAAACCACAAGGUUUCUAUGUAGAUCUGUCAGAAGACGACGACUCACGCAAUGCAACUCCACCCCCAUCUCUUAAAACACAAACUCCAGGAACAAAGGACACAAACGACAAGAAGAACAUAUUUUCCAUGUUCAUAGACUUUGGGGAAAAGAAACUCGCCUCCAAAAAGGAGCCUCUUUCAUUGGCUGCCAGGCUGUCUAGUUCGUUUAAUCUGAAACGAAGCACCAAUGAUGAUCUCAUGAAAUCCAGCACAAGUUCAACAGAAACCCUAAUGUCACGAAGCAGUCAACAACCGCACUCAGAUUCUGAUCAGAAGGUCGAGGAUGAAUCAAAGAAAAAUACAAGCGAGCCAUUGCCAACAACUGUUGCUGCAAUUCGACGAAUAUCCAAGAAUUUCGCCGCAUCGUCCAGUGAUCCUAAAAGACAUUCAUGGGCAAAUAACUCAAACAACCAAGCAACAGCCAAUACAGACUGCAAACGAUCCAUGUCUCUGACUGGAGGAGAUAAAGGCCUCAUGAACAUCAUCGAUAAAAUUCCUUUGAUCUCAAAAACUUCAAGUUUGUCGGUAGAUUCGUCCCUGUCGCCAUUCGAUGACCUAACAUCAUCCAAAAGUGAAUUGGGAAGCACUUACUCAAACACUUCGACAACAUCAGAAUCUGGAAUCGAGGGAGUAGAACUAAGAGACAAAAAUAUAAAUCACAUUCCCGCCGGCGGCGCUGCUGUAAAGGUGAAAAAACGUCGAAGAGAUGUACAAUUGAAUGAGACUUUCGACAAAAGUAGCGUUGCAUCUUUGACAGAUGGAAUUCUAUCAAAAGACCUUUCACCCAUUUCAACUGGCACCGAUACAGAAGAUCUCACAUUCCAACAAGAAGAGGAAGUCAAUUUGCAUGAUGCCAAUGAACCUUCGUCCCUUCAACAAAUCAAAGACCUAACAACUCGGUCAUUGGUUAUGGAGACCAUUAUCGAAGCUAAAGAAACAUCAUCCCCCAAGAAGUCAGCUUCGAACUAUUCAUCGACUCACACCAUGGAGUCACUGAAUGCAACAAUCGAAAAGCAGAAACAGCUCCUAGAAACGGUAACAGAGAAUGCCGUGACAGAAUCACGUUCAUUUGUAAAGCUAUCGGACAUGGAUAAGCCUCUGGCAAAGUUCGAACUGCAUUCACCAAGUGAAACCAUGUCAAAAUCUGUCGGCAAUCAUCGUCAAAUAAAUCGUCUAUUCCAUGAAACUUCACGCACCCGACCACAUUCCUGGACAAUGUCCCGUUCCACAGGUCCCAGUAUCUUGAACAUCACCAAUUCUGUGGAUAAUUUGAAGAGUCUCUCACGGCUGUUCCCGCAAUUCUCCAAGGAGCUGAGCUCCAGCUUGCCAAAUGAUUUUGUUGGCAACGUUGAACACCUGGACUAUGUGAACUCAUCAGAUUUCUCCAUAAACUCUAGUCUAGCUUCGAGUUUCAGUCGUUCGGGUAUGGACGAAUCGUCCAUCUCUUGUCGACAACCUCGACGACUUGGCGAAGAUUUACUUAAGAUGUUCCUGCAGGAGUUGGCCACAGAUAUGACAGUUGAAGUCAACGGUCGACGAAUUAAAGCCCACAAGUGUAUUCUACGAUCGCGGUGUCAAUAUUUUGCUGCAAUGUUGGCCGGUGGAUGGGCUCAAAGUUCAGGAAAUGUUGUCUCUCUUCCGGGAUAUUCUUACAGUGCAGUGCAUUUUGCACUGUGUCACAUAUAUUCGGGUGCAUCGCAUCCUCCCGAUGGGAUAAGUCUAAUGGAAUUGGCUGCCCUGGCUGAUUUGCUUGGAUUGGAAGGUCUGAAAGAAGUGACAGCUCACGCUCUCAAGAGCAACUAUUGUCACAACUUUCACAAACCUUGCUCAGGAUGCAUCGAUGGGAUACUACAAGUGUUACCAGUGGCUCUUAAUCAUGCGUUAGAUGAUUUGUAUAGGAAAUGUCUCAAAUGGGCAUGUCGGCAUUAUUUGAAAGUAUGGCCAACCAGGUCGUUUGCUCAAUUACCAUCGGAUAUUUUGUAUAGAUGUCGUCAACAAAUUGUUGCUUAUUUGACAUCCGAAACUGUUUUGGACUCGGUUCUGGAUUGUGACAAUCUAUUGGCUCAGUUGGCACCUUUUAGAUGGGCUUCAGUUAUAGAGAAUCUAGUGCGAGAUAUUCUCGAUGUUGCUUAUGGCUACAUUGCUGAUCAUUUCUCGAGCUUAAUUGCAAGCGAUAGCUUCCUUUCAUUAGGUCAUGAUAAGAGUUGUCAUAUUCCACGAUUGGAAAGUCUCUUACUUAGAACUGCUUCAUCCCUAACACCGGAUCAAGCUUGUCGCAGUUAUCAGAGGAUCACACGCCUUAAUACUGUCCUUUCAGCAAAGAUACUUAAAAUGCCAAAUUUUGGUGAACUGGCAAAAGAAUUGCAGGGAUUGCACGAAGAAGAAUUGGAAUGGAAUGAAGACUUUAUUAGGUUAAUUAGUGCUAUUCUCUCUGCGGUCGAACAGUGUCUGACAAGACAAUGUUCACGAGCUAUGCGUGUAAAUGCAUGGCAAAGAAUGGAUUUGGAUCUGCGUAAGAAAAUACAAACUUUAGCUAGGCUCACUGAACCUGUCGAUUUGAGACGAGGAAAAGCAGUUACGAAGGCAUUUUCGUUCGGUGGAAGUAGCAACAGGAAUCAGGAUUUAUACCAAGUUAAACUGGCCAUUCAAGCGCAUUCAAAACGUUCGCUUGCAAAUGAUUCACAACUUUUCAAAGCCACUACGCACACUCAAACGCACGCUCAGGAUCAUAGUAUUCAGACUACAGAAAGAGGCGUUCAAGCCAAUAAUGAUGUCAACGAAAAUAAAGCUAAAAUUCUAAAAACAAACUCGAGGGCACAUGUUCCACUCAUAGCAAAACAUACAACAACAAACCAUCAUAUUAAUGAGAAGUCUUCCUCGUCCUCCUCUCAUCGACGGACGCAAUCAGAAGCCUCAGCUGUUCGUAUUUCAAGUCAGAAGCAAAUCAAAAAUGUCCCUGAACCAGCAGCAGCUACAGAGAAACCUAUCGUUCCACGCCUAACAGAAGUUCGUCCCCGCUACCUUGAACCGAGAAAACCACGAGGUACAAUUAAUACCAACGGUCCAGUUCGUAGUCAAACCAGUUCCAGCAUUCCUUCGACCCUAGCCAAGGGGAAACAUAUUUCCUCUAGCGACAGUUCUCGCAAUUCUAGCCCUGCCAUUCGCAGAAACAAUGCAAAUUCCGAUAGAAAAAUCGGAACCAAAUCCAUUAACAUGUCAUUGGACAGUUUGGCUUCACCUUCGCGGAAAGCCAAACCCAAAGGCAAGUCAUCAAAUCAAUAUAACGAUGUGUGUGUGGAUUCUCUGGCUGAUAGCAUGAAAAGUUCAAUGAUUACCGAUAAAACGGUUUCCCAAGAAUCCCUUGCCGGUGGCAAACUUUCUCGCUCCAAUCCAGUGAUAAGCAAUAAAAUUGCUGUGAGACAAUUGAAAAAUCAACCAGCUCCCAACAAAGUCGUUCCCAAUCGUCCAUUGGCUAAGGGACGGCAAAUUUCAUCACACAACACUACCUCGGCUGGAUCGAGUCCCUCAUCACUAACAAACAAGUCUGGCAGUAGACUUUCGAGCGUCAGCUCGGUAAAUUCCCCCCGAGACGCGUUCAAAAACCGUUCAAUUUCCGUCCCCGGUAACCAAAGUGCCACAGCUACCGGACAACCAACACCAACAGUUGCACGUAAAAGUUUUCUUAGUGCAAAAUCUAGAGAAAUCCUUGCACGACGAGCAGAAAAAAAUAAACAACAACAGCAGCAACAGCAACAACACCAAUCGAGUAGUGGCGAAGAAAAGAGUCAUUCUACGAUAUCAUCUUCGUAUAAACCACCUCAGCCACUGUUAAGAGGAGGCAUUGGUCGGGAAUCAAUGCCUUUAUCAAAUCGAAAUUCUCACUCGAACAUCCCAACACGAAGACCGAAUUCUUUGCACUUAAAGAAAACAUAUUUGGGCGACCAAAGGAGCCAAAACAACCAAUACCAUGACUCCUCGCAAAAAUCAUCAAAAUUAAAAUUAAAAAAUCCCAUUACAAAUGGUGGCAGUAAUACCAUUGAAUUGCAUAUUGAAAGUUCACCGCCCCCACUGCAAAAGGAUAGCGGCAAGAAGUUUGAUCGCAUCGAAACCAAACUAGAGCGAUCGAGUACAUUUUGCAAAGAGUCUUCUGAUUUAUUAAUGGACGAAUUGCAGAUUAUAGAAUGAAGCAAAACCUGAAACUAAAAAAUGCAACAAAACUCAUUCAUUUCCUUCCUACCGCAUAAACAUUUUAUGAAAUGAAACUCAUGGGAUUGACCAAAAUGGAACUAUUCAAGGAUUUGGAGUGUUUUGCUAAAGGCCUGGUCUCUUAAAAAAAAUAACAAAAAAAAAAACAAAA